Molecule: messenger RNA, 1474 nt
Organism: Tigriopus californicus
Lineage: Eukaryota; Metazoa; Arthropoda; Copepoda; Harpacticoida; Harpacticidae
Gene: wus
Product: dnaJ homolog subfamily C member 22-like
Exons: 8
Coding region: 338-1390 (350 amino acids)
Biological process (GO): endocytosis
Cellular component (GO): plasma membrane; early endosome
Source: RefSeq, a predicted model, not a curated record
AGUCAAAAGUACUCGAGAGAGCCCUCGAAUUGCAAGGUUGCGUGUACAGGUAAUCCUGUAUGUACUUUGAACAACCAAAGUACAGAGGGAAUUCCGGCACUUGAAACGAACCUUCUCAUUGAAUGGCACAGGUGACUGACUCCAGCACCACAACAACCACCGCGACCACGUCGCCUUAUUCAACAUCAUCCUGCUCCUUCACCGGGCUGUGAUUGCAUUUUCGGCAACCACGCAACCAUUUGGCUCAUGAUUUUCUGCCACAAUCUAGUGCAAACUGACAUCCGUGCCCAGUAAAAAAUUGUCCACACACGAGUAUGAGUUGCCACAACUUACAAAAAUGAAGAGUUACUGUUUGGCAUACUUUUUCUGGCUUUUUGGGGGCUUUUUGGGGGCACAUCAUCUUUACCUCAGACGUUACAAACAGGCGUUCGUUUGGUGGUGUCUUCCAGGGGGAUACUUUGGAGCGGGAUGGUUCCGAGAUGUCUGGCGGAUACCCGAAUACGUUCGGGAGGCCAAUAAUGAUGCCGAAUAUUUGAAAGAUCUCUCCGAAAUUAUGCGCAAAUAUCCACGUCCACCUAUUUCAUUUGUGCGGAUUUUAGGCCAACUCUUGUUUGGAAACAUCCUCAGUGUGGUCCUUCACUUGGGGAUUCCCAAUAAAGAAGAUUUUGGCCUUGAUUUAGAAUUCUUACCCAUGAUCUUAGCCCCCGCUGCCACAGCUUUAGGAAUUUGGGUGGUGGGGAAUAUCGGAAGACAACAAGGGUCUCUUCUUCCGCCCAUCUUGGCUUGCUACAGCGUUCAUUUGUUGAGAUUUAUGGGAUUUUCCAGCAAUGCUUGGAUCUGCUUAGCUGGGAUCGUCGCCUUCCAGUGGAAAUCUCGCCAAUGGUCCAGAAAAAUCAAAGAACCUGAGCCAUUUUGGCGAACCACUCUCAUCCUAGUGAUUUGUGCUUUGAUGUAUUCAUCCCUAUGGACAUCGUAUGUUUAUUAUAACAUGCGCGUGGUCACAAAGGAGGGUGACGAAAUUCCAGUUCGAGACGCGAUUGGAAAUUUCCUUAAAUCUCCAGCUGUCCAAGAGUUUUGGCGCAAUUUAGGUGCCUUGUGGAACCACGCAUGGGCGCACGGGUUCAUAUCCACGUUCCAACAACUCAUAGACAGUCUGGAUCCAUUGGGCGAGAAAAAUGCUCUCAAGAUGUUGGAUCUGAAACAAGGCGCAUCUCAGGAAGAAAUUCGGACCAAAUAUCGAGAAUUAUCGAAGCGUUGGCAUCCGGACAAAGUCACCAACGAAGCCGAGAAGGAUCAUGCUCAGGCAAAGUUUUUGGAGAUUCAACAAGCUUACGAACGGCUCUCCGAUAUCAAAUCUCGACGUUCUCGGCGAAAUAAAUUGUCUGCUUAAUACGGCACUAGACCUUAGUAAUAGUAUGUAAUUUAGAUAAGGUUUAAACGAUAAAUACAGCUUGACCAAGUUUUUGACUUCAAA